Messenger RNA from Drosophila kikkawai, 2600 nucleotides. Its product is annotated as ataxin-2 homolog. The record is from RefSeq and is a predicted model, not a curated record. Lineage: Eukaryota; Metazoa; Arthropoda; Insecta; Diptera; Drosophilidae.
UCGUAAUCCCCACCGUCUGACAAGGAAAACGAACCUCUUGGCAUCCCAGAGACUGGGAAAAACAAAAAAACAAAUCACAAAAAAAAAAACAACCAAGUGACUGUGAAAGUAACUAACGAAGAUACAGAUUCAGAUAUUCAAUUACUAGUCUCUUGGCGUUGCGUGUGCAGUGCCGCAACACGAUGAGAAUCCAAAUCCUGCUCCUGACACUCUUGCUGGGCCUCGUCUGCGCCCAGGCUGUGAGUGCGGAGGCCAAGAGCGACAGCAGCGGAAGUCAGGCGGCGGCGGAGGACAGCAAGAGUUCCGCCUCCACGCCACUCGAGACGGAGGCGACCAAGGACAAGCGACAGGUGAGCGCCAAGGAGACGCCCCUCUAUCCGAACCACCGCAGCUCGGAGGCAGCUCCCUCUGCCGGUGAUGAUCCCGAGGAUGGGCAGGAGACAAUCUACGGUUCCAAGCCCAACCAGUUCAUCAUUCGCCCCAUUGCCCCGCACCAGCACCAGCAGCACGAGUCGCAUCAGGAGCCGCAGCUGCGCAACUUUGCGGCGGCCAACUCUCGGCCACACGCUGCCCAGCUGCUCGAGCAGAGCCAGGAGGUGCAGCACUAUGUUUAUCUGCAAGAUAUCAUGCGCCAUCACCAGCCCAAGGCCCUUGUGGCCUCAGGUCAAGGCAAGGGUGCGGCCAGUGCGCCCAAAAAGUCGUCCACUCCCGUAGCCGAAGAGGAGCAGGAACAAGAGCAGGAGGCCGAGCAACGCUACACGGUGUCCAUUCAACCUCAGCCUCAGCAUCACCAGCCUCGCCCACGUCAGUAUCAGGGAGUGGGAGGUCCAUACCAGUUGCCAUUGCCGUUGCCAGCUCCCCAGCAUCAGUCUUUGAGUCCCCAGCAGCAGCAGCAGCAGCAGCAAUCACAGCAGCCCUAUCAGGUCAUUCCCGAAGAGCAGUUCCUGAAACUUCUGGAGGAGGAGCUGCAGGCAAGAGCCUACCAUGAACAGCUGCGACAGCAGCAACAGCAUCACCAGCAGCAGCAGCACGUGCAGCCUCAACCUCAACCCAAGCCUCUGCCCAUUCACAGCACAGCUGCCACUCACAAGGUCCUGCAGCAGGCGGAUCCUGCCCUGGGAUUGGGUGGCUAUCGGGAGCGAUUGGUGGCUGAGCAAGAGCUGGUCUCGCCCGCGUACUCUCAUCCCAGAGGAGGACCCAAGUACCUGCCGCUGCCUCAGGCUCAGCAGAUUCAGGAGGACGAUGAACCACAACAGCAGCCACAGCGCGUGCAACUCCAUAAGCCAGUACCGCAUCCGGGACAGCAGCAGUUCCACGGCCUGCCGCCACAGAUUGCCUACUACCAGCCACAGAUCAGCUACAAGACCCUGCCCAAUCAUCCGCUGGCCAAGUCCUCGCUGGAGAGCGAGAUCGAGAAACUGCUGGCCGCCAAUAAGCCGGGACCGGGUCUGGCCUACGUGGACAGCAGCAAUGAGCAGGUGUCCAUUCGCCAGCCUCCGCCUCAACAUCCACCACCGCCCACCUCGCAUCCGGCUUUGAGGCAGCCCAAGGCCUACCUAGCCAGCACUCCCAACUCCCUGCUGGACGCGAAUAACCAACCAUUCGUGCCUUCCCUUUUCAAGUUUAGCAGCUUCCAGCAGCCGACUCCCAUUUAUCCCACGCCCGAGCCCAAGAGAUUGGGACCUGUUGUCUAUCCCACUCAGCAUCAGGCCAAUCAGCCGCAGCCAUCGCAGUAUUACUACCAGGAGGCAGCGCCCACGGCAGCUCCCAAGCCGAGUCCCAUUCCCAAGCAGUAUCACAGGUCCAAGCACUACAAGUUACCUUCGCCCACGAAGGCUCUGCUGUAUGCCGAUUAUGAGCGUCAGGGACCGUCUCCGCCGCCGCCAUCCAACUUCUAUCCCAGUCCCCCGGAUCCGUUGAAGCAUGCCCAGAGAAAUCUGGCGGUCACACCCACUGCUCUACCACUCCACGCCGAAUAUCCAUCCCCGUCGCCCUCACAAUCUAGUAUAUAUGUGUCCCAGGGAACGGGUAUUGCCACGCCGUCCAGAGCCACGCCAACUACGGCUCCGGUACAGAAGCUGCGUACCCUGGAUGAGGUCAAGCAGCUAAAUCUGCCGCCUCCCAACGGUAAGCCCCUAACCCAGGCCGAGUUCCAGGCUCUUGUGGAUGCUGGUUAUCCGGUAAAGGCUGUGCCUGUGCCCGUGCCCGUCCCAUAUGAGCAGUACGUGAAGGAUCAUCCGGAGUAUCGCAACCAUCCGCCAGUUGACUAUGCCCACAUUAUGCGCUUGGCCACACGCCAAUUGUCCGCCCAUCAGCAGCACAGAUCGCUGGCCGCUCCUUCGGAGCCGUCGGUCAAGAUUCUGUCCACUCCCUCCGCCGGCGAACUGCAGCAGCAGCAGACGGCCACGGGCAUUGGCGGCGGCAGUGUCACAUAUUUGCAGCCCAUCGAGGGUCAGUCGCAUCCCCAUGCCCACGCCCAUAUCCAUACGUUGCAGAAGCGAAGACCACGGGAUGAGCAGGACACCGCAGUGGCGGGCAGCGAGCCCAAGGCGGCGGCUCCCGAGGCCAGCGAGCAGUCCGCGAAGGAGAAGGUGCAGUGA